UGUGUUUUUUCCUGCACAUUGACGACAGACAUGUGAGCAGACAUUGAUCUAUUUUCCAAUUUCAAGUUUCAAAAAUGGAAUAAAGCGAUCCAACAAAAAGAGUAGAAAGUUUAGAAAAUGAAGAAAACUCUUUCCCAAAAAGCAUCAAGUUUAAGAACUAGUAGAAUUUUGAAUCCUCAACAAAAUCUUUCUUAAUCCACUUUACUUUUUCCAGAAUUUGCUCAUUUCUUAUAAAAUUUGUAUUCUAGCAUAGUACUACUCUACUUGCAGUCGUCUCUUUCUCUCUCUUCAUCUCUGUUUCUGUGAGAGAGAAUUGUUACUUCUGUAGUUGUUGCAAUUGGCACUCGACUCCAAAAACUCAACACAGAUAAACAAUUCGUUUUUCUAAGCCCCUUUUUCUCACUCUACUUUUCCCAGACACCAUUCUUGAAAUCUUCCUCCUUUUCCCAGUCACGCUCGCUGCAAUUUUCUGUCUCACUCCUUUUGUUUCAGCUCCAUCUGUCCAUUCAAACUCAAAAGUUGAGUUCUUUACUUCAAAUUCUUGAACCCCAGAAAAAAAAAAAUCCAAUCUUUGAGAUGGAGAAGCUGGGCGUUCUUGUUUUCAUGGCGGGGGUAAUUUUGGUGCUGAAAUGCAAUGCUGCUGAAACUCUACUUGAAAGCGACAAGCAAGCAUUGCUAGAUUUCGCAAACAAUCUCCCACACUCUCGCUCUUUAAACUGGGAUGCGAAUUUCCCAGUUUGCAAGAACUGGACUGGAAUUUCCUGCGACGCCGAGGGCAGAAGAGUAAUUUCAGUGAGGCUGCCGGGAAUCGGGCUCCACGGCCCGAUUCCGACGAACACCCUGAGCCGCUUAUCAGCUCUGCAGAUCUUGAGCCUCAGAUCCAACGGCAUCAAUGGCACCUUCCCGCUUGAUUUUGGUGACUUGAAAAAUCUAACCUAUCUUUAUCUUCACUACAACAGUUUAUCUGGUCCACUGCCUUUGGAUUUCUCUGUUUGGAAGAAUCUAACUGUGCUUAACUUGUCUCACAACGCCUUCAACGGAAGCGUUCCCCCUUCGUUUUCGAGCUUGAGGCAGCUCAGUGUAUUGAAUCUUGCUAAGAAUUCGUUUACCGGUGAGAUUCCUGAUCUGAACUUGCCAAAUUUGCAGCAGCUUAAUUUCUCAGACAAUGAUCUUGUUGGUAGUGUGCCUAGUUCAUUGCAGAGGUUUCCCAAAACUGUAUUCGUAGGAAAUGCUGAAUCUUUGUUGGAUUACACUGUAACUAGCUCACCCUUAGUUUUAGCACCUCGUGAUCAAGGUUCAAGAAUCAAGAAUGUAGGAAAACUUAGUCAAAAUGCAAUGCUUGCAGUUGUCGUAAGCGGUUCUGUUGUAGGGCUUGUUGGUUUUGGUUUCCUGUUGUUUGUGUGCUUGCUUAGGAGGAAGGCGGACGAGGACGAUGAUGCCUUUACCGGGAAGCUCGAGAAGGGGGAGAGAACCAUCUCCGGGGGCGAAGAUGGGAGCAACAAGUUGGCCUUCUUUGAGGGGUGCAACUAUGCCUUUGAUUUGGAGGAUUUGUUGAGGGCUUCUGCUGAGGUGUUGGGUAAAGGCACGUUUGGGACGGCCUAUAGGGCGAUUUUGGAGGAUGCCACGACAGUUGUAGUGAAGAGGCUCAAGGAUGUCAACGUCGGGAAGAAGGAUUUUGAGCAGCAGAUGGAAUUGAUUGGAAGCAUCAAGCAUGCGAAUGUGGCUGAGCUUAGGGCUUACUAUUACUCAAAGGAUGAGAAGCUCAUGGUUUAUGAUUAUUACAGCCAAGGCAGUUUGGCUUUGAUGCUUCAUGGAAAACGAGGAGAAAGCAAGACUCCGCUGGACUGGGACAGCAGAGUAAAGAUUGCCCUCGGAGCUGCAAGGGGUAUUGCCCGAGUCCAUGAAGAAAACAACGGGAAGCUGGUUCAUGGCAACGUCAAAUCUUCCAACAUAUUUCUGAACCCUCAACACUAUGGUUGUGUAUCCGAUCCUGGUCUGGCUGCAGUAAUGAGCUCGGUGCCUCCACCAAUAGCUCGUGCUGCAGGGUACCGUGCCCCAGAGGUGACAGACACGCGCAAAGCAACACAGCCGUCUGAUGUUUACAGCUUCGGGGUGAUCCUACUCGAGCUUCUCACUGCCAAGUCCCCCAUACACACGACCAAUGGGGACGAGAUCCUUCAUUUGGUGCGGUGGGUCCACUCAGUCGUCCGAGAGGAGUGGACAGCUGAGGUAUUCGAUCUUGAAUUGCUCAGGUUCCCGAAUAUAGAGGAGGAGUUGGUGGAGAUGCUGCAGAUAGCUAUAGCUUGUGUGGUUAGAAUUGCAGAGCAGAGGCCUAAAAUGUCACAAGUUGUGAAGAUGAUCGAAAAUGUGAGACCUAGUGAAGCUAAGACUGAGGACUCCACUCCAAUGCCUUCAUCACCGGGUUCCUGAGCCUCGUCUCGGUAGCUAGCUAACCUUCUUGUUCGUGCCGUGCUGUCUUGUCUUAGGAGUCGGGUUCACCGCCUUGGUGGAUGCAGACUUCGAACGUGGCCCCGGUUGAAAGGAAGUUUUCGACUGGGGUUGUACACUUUGGUAGUCGAUUAUGUGCAUCUAGCAAUCUAAGUGUCUAAGUUUAUUUUUCUUGAUCUGUAUGCAUCUGGAUCAAACAGAUUGAUUUUACUAUGAUAUUCUUGAUUUUUUUUUCUAUUUCA
Molecule: messenger RNA, 2690 nt
Organism: Salvia miltiorrhiza (redroot sage)
Lineage: Eukaryota; Viridiplantae; Streptophyta; Magnoliopsida; Lamiales; Lamiaceae
Product: probable inactive receptor kinase At4g23740
Exons: 2
Coding region: 577-2430 (617 amino acids)
Biological process (GO): protein phosphorylation
Molecular function (GO): ATP binding; protein binding; protein kinase activity
Source: RefSeq, a predicted model, not a curated record